GACUUAAUGUUAAAGACAUGUACACAACCGACAUAUAUUCUACUAUUCAAGUCUCUUUCAGUCAAAAAUACUUUCGCAAUCUUUUUAUUUGGAAUAAAGAAAUUUCUAAUAAAAAUGAUUUUCUUGACCUAUACAAAAUAAUUUCAAAGUUUACUAAUAGUAAAUGGUUAAUCGUUGGAAAUUCAUUAACAGAUGAUAAUGAUAAUGACUUAUGGGUACAGUUCCAGAAGCAAACAAAUAAGAAACUUAAGAAACAUAUUUCAUAUUCAAGCGAAUAUGAGAUCUUUGACAUUCUAAAAGAAGAAAUUUCUCUGAUUUAUGCUAUCUACAAAAAAAUAAAAGCCGAUCAAAAAGAUUUAUUU
Messenger RNA from Racocetra persica, 362 nucleotides. NCBI's taxonomy places the organism in Eukaryota, Fungi, Glomeromycota, Glomeromycetes, Diversisporales, Gigasporaceae. The record is from the annotation of a GenBank genome assembly.